UCUAUUUUAAAGAUACUUAAUAUUUUUUUGUAGUUGAGUUUUGUAAUUUUUGAGGCGUUUAUCUCUUACAAAAUCACUAGGGUUUUAAACAUCUAAAGUGAAAACAGGAACAAAAACGUAACUUUAAACAUUUUAUCUACCGAAGAAUGGUUUGAAAAAGAAAUUGACAAUUUUUAUUACAGAACUACUUUUGGGUCUUUAAAAGUAGCAGCAGCUGCAUUGACAUCGUCUCUCAUCUCUCAACAUCCCACCACCACCAGUCACCAAGAGUAACAACAAUGUCUGACGAGAGUGGAAGUCCGACGUUCAUCAUCGCCGAUUUCUCAGACGACGACGCGGCUAACGAAAACUGGCCGGAGAUUGAGUUCCGGUCACCGGAGGACGAGGCUUGGUACGGUGUGGACGUGUGGGAGUUGUGCGACUCUCUGGUGGUCACCUUCAACGGCUUCUCCUUCGAGUACGACGAGGUGUACUCGCCGGACGAUUUCAAGAACUCCGACGAGUUAAAAGAGUUCGAAGAGAGGUUCCGUGCUUGCUCCGUUCAGAUGCAAGACACCGAGUGCGCGACGCUCGCGCAAGGCACGAAGGUCUGCGCCACGUGUCCUUCCGUCGCCGGGGAAGUCAAGUUCUACGACGCCAUCGUCGUUAACGUGUCGAGGGAGAAGCAUGGUGUGGACGAGGAAGGGAACGAAGUGUGUGGAUGUGAUUACAAACUAUACUGGAACCAAGGUCCUUUCGUUAACAAUGUUACGUCUGCAAAAGUUGGUGACAUUUGUCUUGUUCAGGAAGAUAAACGAAUGAAGCCGAAAGUUGUCACUUUCUUGAAAGAAGCUAGGAGGCAGCUUCUUGGAGAAGCUCCCCAAGGAAAAGAAACAGAGUGGCAAAAGAUACUUAAGAAGGUCACUUCUGCUAUUCGAGACCACAACUUAGAUCCAUCUGUUCCAGAGAAUCAAGGUUAAACGGAUAACUAGCUUUUGUUGCUUAGCAAACAUUUGAAAGCUGUGUGUGGUUUCGUUAUCUCUUAAAAUGGUUCGGUAGAAAACUAUGUAAACCCUUUUGAGGUAUCUCUUGUUUAGUCCUUCUCUAGUAUCUAUUCUGGAAAGCUCUUGUAGAACAUCCUGAUUUUGCACCCGUUGGCUCUAAAAAGCUUGAAUCGUUGAUGAACAUUAGAUUAACCUUGUCAUAACUUAUAGUUUCAUUAGCAAACUACACACACACACUAACUUAGACAACACCAAAAGAGAGAAAUGACAAGUUCAAAACAACCAUUUAUAUUGAAUAUUAGCAAAUGCAGAUCCAAAGAUCACUUGAAAUUGUGAACAAGCCGGCGAAGGAAAACCUAAGUUUCAAAAGUUUAAACUGUGGUUUUUAAAAAUCAGAGGUCUGACCAGAAAGCAAAUGCGAGUACUGUUCUUGCGAGAGAGAACGAUGGUGACGUAUACGUGUCAUCAAUUUUACUUGUAAAAUAUAGUAGUUAUUAAUUUGAAAGAAAAAAACAGUCAAAAGAUGCUAUUAAUACUGUCAGAAGGACUUGUAGCACAAGAAACUAGUCUGGUCAAAGUCAUUUCUGAUAGCACCAUAGUCAAUUGAUGUCUAUUGAUCAAAAAUAGACUAUGGUGUUUGCACAUGGUGUCAUGAUCGUACAGGCUAAGUAUAUAGCUAUAAAGUGCAGGAAAAUGCAGCAAAUGAUAAAUCAGAUAUACUUGUACGUUUGUACACAACUAAUGUUGGGUAAGUUCGUUUCUUAUUAAAGAUCAUGUUUAGCACGGAAUCAAUUUGGUUUUUCAAGCAAGGAAAAAAAAAAGCAAAGGAUGGAGCAACUAAUUGACAUCAAUUCUGAGUAGAAUAACAAUACUAAGACAACUUAAAACAAACGUUAUAGCCUUGUCAAAAAAAAAACACAAAUCAUUUUGAGAAAAUUCAAUUUUUGGAUUCCAACCCCAC
Molecule: messenger RNA, 1944 nt
Organism: Brassica napus (rape)
Lineage: Eukaryota; Viridiplantae; Streptophyta; Magnoliopsida; Brassicales; Brassicaceae
Exons: 3
Coding region: 279-959 (226 amino acids)
Molecular function (GO): chromatin binding
Source: RefSeq, a predicted model, not a curated record